UCCUCAUCUGCAGCUCUGCACCACCACCAAGAUCCGCUAAGAAGAAGAGGAGAAGGCCCGCAGCCGCCAAGCGGAGAAGAACAUUCUAGCGAGCGCGGCGGCAGAUACCUUGCGCGCGCAAAGCUUGUUCAUAGCCAUGGCGGCGCUGGCUCACCAGGUGGGCGCCAACCAGCCGCCGCUGCUCUCCUCCCCCGCCCGCCUCCCGCGAAGCAGCAGCAAUGCGCGGCUGCUCCCGGCGGCGUCCCUCGGCGGCCGCGGCGUGAGGCUGCUCCCGCGGGGCGCGCGGAGGACCGCCGCCGUCGUCGUCCGGGCGUCGUCGGAGGCGAAGGCGGAGGCGGAGGCCAAGCCGGCGGAGGGCGGGGGCGAGGAGGAGCGCCCGUACGAGGAGUACGAGGUCACGAUCGAGAAGCCGUACGGGCUCAAGUUCUCCAAGGGCCGCGACGGCGGCACCUACGUCGAGGCCAUCCUCCCCGGCGCUGCCGCCGACAAGACCGGGCAGUUCACCGUCGGCGACAAGGUGCUCGCCACCAGCGCCGUCUUCGGGGACGAUAUCUGGCCGGCGGCAGGGUACGGCCAGACCAUGUACUCCAUCCGUCAGAGGGUCGGCCCUCUCUACAUGAAGAUGGAGAGAAGGUUUGGUAAGUGGGAUGGUGCUGGUGAGCUCACCGAGAAGGAGAUCAUAAGAGCUGAGAGGAACUCUGGAGUGGUCAGCGGCAGGGUGAGAGAGAUCCAGUUGCAAAACUACCAGAGGAAGAUGGCGCAGAAGAUGCAGAGGGAAGAGGACCUCCGCAUGGGGCUCAGGCUGUACAAGGAUGGGAAAUAUGAGGAGGCAUUGGAGAAGUUCGAGUCGGUUUUGGGAUCAAAACCAGAGAGCAGCGAGGCUUCCAUUGCCAGCUACAAUGUUGCCUGCUCCUAUUCCAAACUCAACCGGAUACAAGCAGGGCUUUCUGCGUUGGAAGAUGCCCUGAAAUCAGGCUACGAAGACUUUAAGCGAAUCCGCACCGACCCGGAUCUUGAAAACUUGAGGAAAUCGGAAGAAUUCGAGCCCAUGCUGAAGAACUACGACGAGUCGUUCAUCAACGAGAACGCCCUCAACGCCAUCAAGUCAUUGUUCGGGUUCGGCAAGCAGUGAGCAACUGAAACAUGGUGGUAGCAGAAGGCGGCGAUGCCUCUCUUCUCUGGUCUUGCAGUUUUGCAUACUGCACUAGCCUACUGUGCUAAGCUCAUGCCCAUACAGAUCGUCCCAAUCUCCGUCAGUAGGUUGCAGUUCACACCUGUAGCUUAGCUAUUCUUGGUGAGACUUGUAUUUAACCAUUUGAUGAAGAUACAAUAUGUACAUCCAAAUGACGCAUCUGCGUCUGUAAAGGCAUUAUGUGGCAGUUGUGCUUGUAAUGUAUGACAAAUAUGUUAAGCAUCAACUAAAAGGCAAAUAUAUGUUUCGAUGAACA
Molecule: messenger RNA, 1448 nt
Organism: Panicum hallii
Lineage: Eukaryota; Viridiplantae; Streptophyta; Magnoliopsida; Poales; Poaceae
Product: protein MET1, chloroplastic
Exons: 7
Coding region: 137-1132 (331 amino acids)
Molecular function (GO): protein binding
Source: RefSeq, a predicted model, not a curated record